AAAAAUCUAGUUAUACACUAUGCAACAACAAAAAAAGUAAUAAACUGCGCAUCUCAAUCCUAUUCUGUGGUAACCUUUGGAAAAAUUAUAACUGACACUUUUGAGUCAACAUCUGAUAUAUUCUGGCAUAAUUUGGAUUAGGAGUGAGGAUCAACAAUUGCAUGAGGAAUAAGUUGCAUUAUAUGCUGAUAGGUAGAUAGUUAGAAUUAAUUAAGACUGCAAAUUCACUAAUUGUUUUGUAAUUUGAGCUAAACAAUAAUACGAAAAAAUAUUCAAACAAUAAAGUUGGUUUAAGGGAAGAAUAGUACGGAGAUCUUUUUCAAUAGAAGUGCUGAUUUGGAAAAUUGGUUUAAUAUGUUGAAAAGAUUUACGAUUCAGUUAAAUUUUAGUAAGGACUACAAAUUGAAUAAGAGAUUGGGAUAUCAAGAUCCACAGACACAGAUUUAUCAGGCUAGAUGCUUUGCCAACAAUGUUAAUUAUACAGUGAAGGUCAUUCAAAAAAAUAACAAAUUCGAUCCUAAAUUAAUACAACAGGAAAUUAAUAUCUUAAGAAGAAUCAAGCAUAAAAAUAUCAUCAAUUUGGUGGAAGUAUAUGAAGAUCAGUAUACAAUAUUUUUGAUUUUCGAGAAUUAUUUCGGCACUGAAAUGGUGUAUAGAUUUGAAGAUAUUCUAAAUAGUCAAGAACCACAAUAUGCGAGGAUUAUUUAUAAAUUAUUAGAAAUUUUGUCUUGCAUUCACUCUUUGGGAAUUAUUCAUGGAGACAUAAGGUUGGAGAACAUAUAUGUGAAAUCAGACAAUUUGGUGGACAUCUGUUUGUCCAAUUUUAAUUAAUCUGAGUUCAUAGAUAGUUAAGUGAAGGGAAUCAAAGGAAGUGAGGGGUAAUUUUAAUUGAAAUUUAGAUUCUUAGUUACCAAUCGCCUGAGUUAUUGAAUGGGAAGCCCUACGAUCAGAGUGUCGAUAUUUAUGCAGUGGGAAUUAUUUUUUAUUACUUCAUAUAUCAAGUGAUGCCAUUUAGUGAAUCGUAAGAACAUGUAUUGAUUAUUAUAAGGCUUAGAACGACAACAAAUCAGGCUAAAUUGAAUUUCCUCAAGUCCGAAACACCUCUUAUGCCAUUGAUUUAUUGAAAUAAAUGCUAUAGGUUGAACCAAAACAGCGAAUCAAACCAAAUGUGGCAAUGAAUCAUGAAUGGUUUAUCAAAAUGAAGGUGCAAGAGAAGUUAUUCAAAUAAAAAAGUUUCAAAGACUUCACUCUUCCAACCAUUUUGGAAAAGUCAGACAUUUUUACUCAAUCUCCUGGUCAAUAGCCUAAACGAGAAUGCAUUGGAGUUUUUGAGGAUGAGUUUUUAUUGGACAGUCUCUCUGACAGAAUGGGAUUGUUAAAAAAUGCAUUUAAUCCUUCGAAGUUGAAUCAUGACAUUUUUUAAAAGAAAUAGAAAUGA
Molecule: messenger RNA, 1438 nt
Organism: Paramecium octaurelia
Lineage: Eukaryota; Ciliophora; Oligohymenophorea; Peniculida; Parameciidae
Source: the annotation of a GenBank genome assembly